GUUUUCCUGGGGGCUGCGGGCGCUGGGAGCGGGCCCGGGCCUAGGUCUGGGCUUGGCCUCCGAAAAGUCUCGGGCCGCCAGUAUUCAGGCUCUUUCCUGCGAAGUCAUUUAGUUGAAGGAAAGCUGCCCACUUGCACUUUGGGAACUGGAGAGCUGCUCCCAGGGAUGGCUAAGCUGAACUAGGACUGGCCUGAACAUUCCCUGUUUGAUGUUUCCUCAUCCCUGACCUGGGCCUUAGAGCAGCUUUUUCAUUUUGAGAGCUGAUGAAAGUAACACAGAGUCGGGCAGACAAAAUUUGUGUCUGUGCUGUAUUUACACUGCUGAAGGUACUUGCCUCACAGAGUAAUCCCUGCCUGCACGGAGGACUAGGUUAACACCUCUGGAUGUAGCGGUGCUUCUAACAGUGAUGUAUGCCUUCCAUAUGUCUGGAACUCCUCUGGAUGUCACAUGUGCCACUGUGGCCAUGGAACAGUCUUGUGUCCAAAGAAAUGCAUUCUGAAAGAUAACUACUGCUUACUGAACUGAACUGCAACGAUCUCAUGCUUUGGAGAUGAAGAUGAUAAACCCAAGGAAAUAAUCCAGCUGCUCCCGUUGUGGCAACUGAAAUAUCCUUUGUGCCAAAAUGAACAGUCUUUGAGAAAAAUCUAGAAAGCUGUAAAAUCUGAAAAAUGGGAGAAAGAGUAAGGAGCCCAGAUUCUGAACACGAGAGGAAAUCAGAUGAGGAUAAAAAUAGCGACUCCUAUUAUUCAGAUGAAGGUAACGCAUCUCAUUCAUCCAGCCAGUCGCCAGCACUAAGCUCUCCAUCUACAAGCCAAGAAAAGAGACAUCACAAAACACAGGCUUCAAACAGCCUUGUGCACUACCAAGCCACAAAGAAGUUGGAUUCCAAAUAUGCACCAAGCAAGAGAGGGACGCGGUGGGGUUUCCGUUCUCAGAGCCUCACUAGGGAUUCUCCUGCAAAAGAUAUAGAUCUUGUUACAAAAAGAGUUCUUUCUGCGAGGCUGCUGAAAAUCAAUGAGCUCCGAAAUGAACUGACUGAACUCCACAUCAAACUAGAUGAGCUGCAGAAGGAAAACAGGGCUCUGAAGAGGCUUCAGCACAGGCAGGAGAAAGCCCUGAAUAAGUUCGAAGAUACAGAAAACGAAAUCUCUCAGCUCCUUGCUCGGCACAACAAUGAGAUUAGAAUAUUAAGGGAGCGCCUGCGAAAAUCUCAGGAGAGAGAACGUGCAACUGAGAGACGGUUGAAAGAUUCGGAAGAUGAACUGUACAGAACAAAAACUGUCUUGCAGAAACUGAAAAAGCUGUCUGCAGAUAAGCACCUUGCCGAAAGAGAUGACCUGGCAAAGAAACUAGCCAAUGCAGAGAGCAGGCUAGAGGACAGGGAAAAAAGAGUUAAGGAUCUGGAAAGAAAUCUUGAGUUAAGUGGUAGCAGUUUUCAACGAGAGUUACAUUCAAAGAAAAAAAAGCUAUAUGAGGCUCAAGAAGAAAACAGAGUUCUCCAAGAAGAGCUUCAUCAGCUAAAUCAGAAGCUGAAGGAAAAAGAAAGAGAACUUGAAGCAAAAAAUAUAUAUGCUAAUCGUAUGUUGAAGCUAUCACCAAGAAAAGACAUGGAUAUUGUACAAAGAAAAAGAGCCAACAACCAAAAUAUUAAAAAAGGACCACACCUCACAAAAGGUGUACAAACCAGUGGAUACUUCUCACCACCAGAACUUCUUCCGGAAUCAGAACUUGUCUGUGGUGACACAGUAAACAAGAAAGAAGGAAUUCUUCCUAAAAUAGAAAAAGAAACUCGAGACAAAGGGUGGAAAGAGCAGACAGACCUCCUAAGACAAGACCAAAACAAGGAAAGGGAAGAGAAACUGAAAUAUUUUCAGGAAAUGCAGGCUUUAGAGGAGAGAGUUUCAAAACUUCAUGACGAGUGGGAAAGGAAAGAAUAUGACAAAAUGAAAAAAGAAAGCAACUUUUUAUUGGUUAAAGAAGAGAAAAUGAAGAUGGAGGCAGAAAUCCACAAACCUGAAGUAGAGAGUGAAAGCCCUGAAAUGUUGGAAGAGCGGCGAAAAAGAGAGUUCCUGCUUGCUAAAAUGCAAGAAAUUGAUAGAGAAAUUCAAAGUACAGCAAACAUGAAACCAACUUCCCAAGCACCACUCAUAAAUACAGCAAGAAAAUCUGAUUCCCUGGAGAAGAAGGAAAAAACUAAUCCAUUCUUUGAGGUUCCAGGGAAGGUUACUAAUGGAUUUUCUGUAAAGGACAGCCAGGACGAUGCCACAAGAGCUCAAGGGCAGAAGCAACAAAAUGUAAGGACUGUAGAUUUAAGUUGUGAGUUAACAUUUGGUAGUUAUGUACCUUCCUUUGGGAAAGGAUCAGGGAGACCAAGUUGGCUUACUCAAAAAAGUGACAAAUUAGAAGAAAAUGUUAAGGAAGAUGCAGAUUUCGAUAGUAAGAAAGAAAAGAAGUCCAAUUUAAUGGAACAACUCUUUGGAAGCAGUGCCAGUACCGUUGUUCUCUCUAAAAAUAACAAUACACCACCUUUUGAUGUAGAUUGGGAUUCUAGUAAUACUCCUUUUGCUGAUAAAAACAGUAAACUCAAAGUAAAAGAAGACAAUGAGCUUUUUGGUGAAGGAAGAAACCUAAACAGACACCGUUUGCAAUACACUACAAGCAAGCCAGGAGUCAAGACCCUUGGUUCUUUAGAAGAUGAAAUCGAAGAAGUAAUCUUACAGUGAUCAUAUUUUAUAUGUUUCAUAUGUAAAUACUGAAAAACUAUUUUCAUGUAAUAUUUAUUAGAUACAGAUUUGAAAGAUGUCAGAUAUAUUGUAAAGCCUUAUGAAGGAAUAAUUUGCAUAAAUGGGUAUAUGUAUAGAGGAGAGGUGCAGUGCUUGUUUGGUUUUUUUUUACCUGAAGGCUGCUCACAAUACACUGCUUUUCAAUUGGAGUACUUCUUUUAGGCCUCAGAUAUUUUCUUUCUCACACAUUUGGAGAGCCACUUAACUGUGCCAGGAGAAGGCAUGUGUAAUAUCAGUCAUGAAAUGGAUAGAAGAGACAUCCCUAGCACAAAUUCUCUUAGAAAGAGAAUAUUUUACGCUGCUGUCAUGUUAUCUCAUAACAUCAACAGAAGCACAAUUAACUCAGGAACAGCCAAUUUCUCUUUUGUGUAGGUUUUCUGUGGACCUUACUACCAAAUGUGUCUAAGUCUUCUCAUUUAUACAGAUUAUAUUUGUUAUACAAUACCAUUUUUUGUAAUUUCUGAAUUUUAUAUGUAAAAUUCCAAUCAUUACUAAGUAAUUUUUUAACAAAAUGGUUUUAUUAA
This is a messenger RNA of Manacus vitellinus (golden-collared manakin), 3307 nucleotides long. RefSeq names its product lebercilin LCA5 (gene LCA5). Lineage: Eukaryota; Metazoa; Chordata; Aves; Passeriformes; Pipridae. The coding region runs from base 669 to 2723 and encodes 684 amino acids. The transcript is spliced from 11 exons. Gene Ontology annotation, cellular component: axoneme. Gene Ontology annotation, biological process: intraciliary transport. The record is from RefSeq and is a predicted model, not a curated record.